Synchiropus splendidus (mandarinfish) is the source of this 2358-nucleotide messenger RNA. Its product is annotated as kelch-like protein 33. Gene Ontology annotation, molecular function: protein binding. The coding region runs from base 1 to 2358 and encodes 785 amino acids. The transcript has 4 exons. NCBI's taxonomy places the organism in Eukaryota, Metazoa, Chordata, Actinopteri, Syngnathiformes, Callionymidae. The record is from RefSeq and is a predicted model, not a curated record.
AUGGAGCCUGGUGGAUCGUUUCUGCCGUCGGACUGGGAAGAGCAGUGGAGACGAGAAAAGGAGAGGAAGAACAGCACCAUGAAAAAAGGGGGAGAGGAGAUAGAGAAGGACAAACAGGAGCUGAGGAGGAUUGUGGCCUACAACAAUGUGAAAAUGGGAUUGACCAGUGGGGCAGAGGGAAGAUGGGCGGAGUGUGGAGUUGGUCCAGAUGAUGAACUCCACACGUGUCGCUGUCGAAAUCAUCCUGAAGACCUUUUCCUUGUCCUGGAAAGCUUCAGGGAGUCCUCUCUUCUCACAGACCUGACGCUGACUCUUGAAAGCGGAAAUAGUUUCAACGUGCACUCUCUUCUGCUGGAGGCCGUCAGCCCUGUGAUCGCCGAGCGACUACGAGAAGCCAGAGUGCAGUCUCCAGCGUCCAGUCGCCACUGGACCAUUCUACUGGGGUCAGGAGUGGACCAUGUAGGUCUGCAGGGCGUCAUAGAGUUCGCCUACACAGGAAGAGUGCCCCCAAACAAGGAGCAGAUCCUCUCUGCAGCAUGUGCACUUGAGGUCCCUCGACUCCUAGAUAGCUGCAGCAAAAACGGACACCUGAAGGGAGGUGGUACUGAGAAGGUCCACAUGGAGGACACACUGAAGUCAAUCCAGGAACUCUGGGCCAACAGGACCGGAUGUGACGUGGUUUUGAACGUUGGCGGAUCCUCAUUCUAUGUCCACAGAGUCGUCCUGGCUGCCAGCAGCGACUACUUUCGUGGCAUGUUUACCAGCGGGAUGAAGGAAUCCGCUCAGAUGAGUGUCGACCUUCCCUUCCUGUCUCCUCCUGAGCUGGGAGCCCUCAUCUGCUGUUCCUAUAGCGGAUCCCUUCAGCUCAGCUGGGAUAGUGUCUUUGAGAUCAUCUGCAUGGCUCUUCAGCUUCAGUUCCAGCUUGCUAUCAAGGUCUGCCUUGACUUCAUGCAGAGAGAACUAAGUGCUGCUUCCUGCCUGGAUGUGAUGUCCUUUUGCGAAGCCUACGGCUUCUCAGAACUUCUUGAAGAAGCUCAUGACUACUUAGAGAGGAACUUUUGGGAGGUUUCGGCCACUGCUAAGUUUCUGGACCUGCCAGCUGAUAAGCUGCUGGAGAUCAUUUGCUCUGAUGGUCUUUGUGCUCCCUCUGAGUUGGCAGUGUUCCGGGCCGUGGUCUCCUGGGUGCAAGCGAAUCCCCAGGAAAGAUUUGAUAAAGUGAACCUUCUUAUGAAAGGAGUUCGCUUCGACCUGAUGACGUUCAGAGAGUUUCGCGAAGUACGUGCUAUCAACCUGCGAAUGGAGUGCUCUGGCUCCAAGGGCUUGGAACUGUACAGCUCUGCGCUCAAGGAAUUUGGCUUGAGCCCCCAAAAUACUCAACAAUUCAGGGUUAGACAUCCUAGGGAUGUUCUGGUCCUGGUGGGUGGAGAUCAGCUGAACCCAGACAUGGGCCAACGAAUACCAAGCAGAGAAAUGUGGUUUGCACACUCGCUCUGCAGUGGAACUGGGUUAGUGAGGGAGAUGGAGUGGCGGAGACUGGGGGAGAUUCCUGACCAGCCAAAGUUCCGGCACGGACUCGCAUCACUGAGGGGAAGUCUGUAUGUGAUCGGAGGAUGCUACUUCUACACUAAGAACGACAUGAUGAGCUCAUGUUUCAGCUUUGAUCCAGAACUAAACAGCUGGAGGAAGCUAGCCAGCAUGCAGGAAGUCAGAAGUAAUUUCACUGUGGUGGUACAUGGUGAACGUCUUUACGCAAUCGGUGGAGACAGAGAAAUCAAUACCAACAUAGACAGUGUAGAGAUGUACAACCCAGACUCUGACUCCUGGAGCUAUGUGCGGCCGCUGGACUGUGCUCUGAGCGGUCACGCGGCGACUGUAUUCAGCGGCGAAGUCUACAUCACUGGAGGUUUCAACUGCAAGUAUGUUUGUCAAGCAUCCAUAUUCACGUACCACCCAGACACUGGAUCAACCCACCUGCCAGACAUGACCCACGACCGUGCCCAGCACUGCAUGGAAGCCCUGCGGGGUCGCCUCUACGUAGCGGGCGGAGUUUGCAACCAAGGAACUUUCUACACAAAUCAACUCUCCUGUGAGAUGUACAACCCUGGAGCAAAAUCUUGGACGGUGUUCUCCUCACUUCCUGUUCCUCAUGUGGGCGCGGCCUCUGCUGUCCUGGAGGAAAUGAUCUACAUUUUGGGAGGGUACUGCCAGGAAGAUUACAGUGAGUCUGGGCUGGUGCACCGCUUCAACACCAGCUUGCAGAGAUGGGAGAACAUGGGCAGGGUGCCGGGCGCGGUCAGUGAUCUGCAGGCUUGUUUACUGAGGCUGCCUCAGAACUUGAGGCAGCGACUCAGCGUGUAA